UGCUCCGUGCCCCCUCAGCUUCUUCAUACAUACCCUUCCUCACCAUCUCUAUCACUCACAUCCUCUCUCUCACUCUCCUUCUCUCUCUCUCUCUUUCCCCAUAGCUCUGCCUUUGUGUGCGUGAGUUUGUAUCUGAGCGUGUGAGUCAGUUGCAUCCUCAGCACCUGGGACCUUACCUCCAGUUUAUCACCGAAGAAGCCGAAUCGCAGACUCUUUGCUCCUCUGGAAAACACUCCGGCUGUGGGCUCUUCAGGUUUGCAGACAGGGGUCUGAACCAGAUUCUUUGCAGGUGCAUACGAGAGGAGAGGGAGGUCAAGAUGGGCUCCAGCUCCUCCUCCUAUGCCCCCAAAAUCAUUUACCUGGAUGUGGAUGGGAAAGUGCAAAAGGUAGUGUUCAGUCGGCACUGCAGUCCAUGUGACAUCAAGGAGCUCCUGUGUUCUUCAUCCAACAUUCCCAGGAACACUGCCAUCAUGAUGGUGGAUCCAGAGGGUGCUUUGGUCUCCAUAGAUCCCACCAUGCCCCCCAACUCUCCAAACUCUUUGUACAAAGUUGUCCCUCUGUCUACUGGGCAGAUUGGAGAGAAGGAGGACAUGUUUCAGAACGUGUUGUCCCAGGUGGCUGAUCAGUUCAGCAGAGCAUUUCGCAUCAAUGAGUUGAAGACUGAGGUGACCAACAGGCUGGCAAUGCUGGAGAAAAGAGUGGAACUGGAAGGCUUGAAGGUGGUAGAGAUUGAAAAGUGUAAAAAUGACCUGAAGAAGCUCAGAGAUGAGAUGACUUCAAGAGGUGGUGGCAGAGUAAACUGCCCAUGCAAAUACAACUUCUCGGACGAUGGCAAGAAAGUCACUCCUCGACGAGAUGUCCCCAAUUACCCAAAGUACACACUGUCUCAGGAGACUGUGGAGGCGCUCAAGAAGCCAACAUUUGAUGUCUGGCACUGGGAGCAUAAUGAGAUGCUGAGUUGUUUGGAGUACAUGUACCAUGACUUGGGACUUGUGAAGGAAUUCAACAUGAACCCCAUUACACUCAAACGCUGGCUGUUGGCCAUUCAGGAGAACUAUCGUAACAACCCUUUCCACAACUUCCGUCACUGCUUCUGCGUGAGUCAGAUGAUGUAUGGCAUGAUCAACCUCUGCGACCUACAGGAGAAGCUGACUCUCACAGAUAUGGGUAUUCUAAUGACAGCUGCAGUGUGUCAUGACCUGGACCACCCUGGCUACAAUAACACGUACCAAAUUAAUGCCCGCACAGAACUGGCAGUGCGCUACAAUGACAUAUCACCACUGGAGAACCACCAUUGUGCUGUGGCCUUCCAGAUCCUCUCUCUGCCGGAGUGCAACAUCUUUGCAAAUGUGGAUCCUGAGGCAUUCAAACAGAUCCGACAGGCAAUCAUCACCCUCAUUCUAGCCACAGACAUGGCCCGACAUGGCGAGAUACUAGACUCCUUCAAGCACAAAGUGGACAAUUUUGACUUCACCAAUGAGGAGCAUGUGACAUGUCUGAAGAUGGUUUUGAUCAAGUGCUGCGAUAUUUCCAAUGAAGUGAGGCCAACUGAGGUUGCAGAGCCGUGGGUGGACUGCCUACUGGAGGAGUACUUCAUGCAGAGUGACAGAGAGAAGUCGGAGGGCCUCCCCGUGGCUCCCUUUAUGGACAGAGAUAAAGUCACCAAACCCACUGCUCAGAUUGGAUUCAUCAAGUUUGUGCUCAUCCCAAUGUUUGAGACUGUCAUGAAGCUUUUCCCUCAGAUUGAGGAAAUCAUGGUUCAACCUUUGAGAGACUCACGAGACCACUAUGAGGAGUUGAAACAGAUCGAUGAUGCCAUGACAGAGGCACAGAAGAAAAAAUCUGAAAAUAUGUCAUUAGGCGGGAAGAAGAAGUAAGCUCUGCAGUGAGUGAGUGCAGUGGUGUCUGUGGGUCUUCUUUCGUGUUCAGAUUAAGAACAGACUUUAAAAAAGUUGACUGAGGCUUUCAGUGAGGACAAUCUGCGCCGUACCCAGACAACAGAUGGAUCAGGAGAGAAAGAAACGAGACUUCAUGGCUACAAACUGAGCUAAACUUAGGCGUCAAUGUGGCAGAUCUUGAACUUUGACUUAGACUUUUUGCACUGGAUGUAACAGAGAGGGACCCUGUGACCUCUGUCUAUUUAUGGUGUUUAUGUUGCUGUCUCUACUUUUUUAAUUAUUUUAGUAUCUCAAGAGUUUCUAAAGACCAAUUUGUCCAAAAAUUACAAAGUUCUAGGUUUGAUUACCAUGCAUUUUGAAAGAUUAAGAUGGCAGCAGAUAAGGCCUCAUGUAUCAUUGAUUCAGUAAAACGUAACAUUAAAUUUUUGUUCAUUUAUUCCCAAUUUCUCUGGUGGAAAAAUGAAAUGCACCAACGUGAGAUUUUUUCACCAUAAUGUAGCAAUACAUGUUUGAUUGGCAUGAUGCACUGAGUGUUUUCCAAAUAAUUAUUUGCACCUUUAUUUCUUAUUUGUUCACACACAAUAAGCAGUUCAUUAAAUCAUCAUAAGUCUGUGUGUUUUGUACUUUCACCACUUAAACAGUAGAGCCAGACAGGUGCAUAUAUCGUCUUAAGCGUGGCAGAGUUUAAGAUGUUAAACAGGAUGAACAACACAGAGUGAAGUAGGCUUUAUUUGAUUUGGCAGACAUGAGAAGUGAUAACUAACCUGCUGGCUGUGUACUUCCAUAACUAAUGUCCAGUAACUACAAGGAGAUCUAGGAUCUAAUCUAUACUCACAUGUUGUGUUUUGUAUGCCUGCACAUGAGUUUUUUCAUUAACUGUAGAUAAACACCUUGAUUGUAGAAAUCUUCCUUUAUUUACUUUUGACCAUGUUACACAACCUGCAUCUGGAGAUCUGAGAUCUCACCUCUCAGAUUCAGCUCUGAUUUAAUCCAUUAUAGUUUCAACUCUUUUAAUAUUACUGUAACACACAGCAGGAAGUGUAUUUUGGGUAAUAUUUGACUUUCUGAUACGGGUAUUCUACAUACUGGAAACAUCUAACCUGUAAUCGAUUUUAAAACUGCUUUAAAGCUCCUGUGAUGAAUUUGGUUUGUGUUUAUUUUUGCACCCCCUGUUGUCCAAGUGGUCAUCCCUGAUUUACAUGCUUGAUUUGUGUUUCUGAACAUAAAAUCCCCCCUCAUAUUCCUGUCUUAUAACAGUCAAAUGUAUCAUUCAUAUGUAUGUAUGAAAAAAAUGUUGUAUCAUUGAAAUGCAGGUAAUCACUGGGUGUAACACCUUCCCCCCCACCAGUGGUUUUACACAUUAAAAUAAAAUCCCUUUAUAGAAGUAGUCAUUCUUCUGUUAA
Messenger RNA from Notolabrus celidotus (New Zealand spotty), 3301 nucleotides. It is a transcript of the gene pde9al, whose product is annotated as phosphodiesterase 9A like. Lineage: Eukaryota; Metazoa; Chordata; Actinopteri; Labriformes; Labridae. Bases 318 to 1877 code for a protein of 519 amino acids. Gene Ontology annotation, biological process: cGMP catabolic process. Gene Ontology annotation, molecular function: 3',5'-cyclic-GMP phosphodiesterase activity. The transcript has 20 exons. The record is from RefSeq and is a predicted model, not a curated record.